CAUUCCCGAAGACCCGCCCUCGCCAAGAUGGCGGCGCCCAGUUUUGGCCGGUUCGUCUGCUCCGCGUUUUGGCCGGGGCCGGGGUCUGGGCUUUAGGAAGGUAGUAUUUAGUUUCACAAUGUUUGGGGACCUAUUUGAAGAGGAUUAUUCCAGUGUGUCAAAUAAUCAGUGUGGAAAAGGGAAGAAAUUAAAGACUAAAGCUUUGGAGCCACCUGCUCCUAGAGAAUUCACCAAUUUAAGUGGAAUCAGAAAUCAGGGUGGAACCUGUUACCUCAAUUCCCUUCUUCAGACUCUUCAUUUCACACCUGAAUUCAGAGAAGCUUUAUUCUCUCUUGGUCCAGAAGAGCUUGGUUCAUUCGAAGAUAAAGAUAAACCUGAUGCAAAGGUUCGAAUCAUACCUUUACAGUUACAGCGCCUGUUUGCUCAGCUUCUGCUCUUGGACCAGGAAGCUGCAUCCACAGCAGACCUCACUGACAGCUUUGGGUGGACCAGCAAUGAGGAGAUGAGGCAACAUGAUGUGCAGGAACUGAACCGAAUUCUCUUCAGUGCUUUGGAAACUUCUUUAGUUGGAACCUCUGGCCAUGACCUCAUCAAUCGUCUGUAUCACGGAACUAUCAUUAACCAGAUUGUUUGUAAAGAAUGUAAGAACAUCAGUGAGAAGCAGGAAGACUUCUUAGAUCUAACAGUAGCAGUCAAAAAUGUAUCUGGUUUGGAAGAUGCACUCUGGAACAUGUACGUAGAAGAGGAAGUUUUUGACUAUGACAACUUGUACCACUGUGGAACUUGUGACAGGCUGGUUAAAGCAGCAAAGUCGGCCAAAUUACGUAAGCUGCCUCCAUUUCUUACUGUUUCAUUGCUAAGAUUUAAUUUUGAUUUCGUGAAAUGUGAACGCUACAAAGAAACUAGCUGUUAUACGUUCCCUCUCCGGAUCAAUCUCAAGCCUUUUUGUGAACAGAGUGAAUUGGAUGACUUAGAAUAUAUAUAUGACCUCUUCUCAGUUAUUAUACACAAGGGUGGCUGCUAUGGAGGACAUUAUCAUGUAUAUAUUAAAGAUGUUGAUCAUUUGGGAAACUGGCAAUUUCAAGAGGAGAAUAAUCUAAUUACUGUUGAGCAGCUGGGCCAGAAACUCUUGAAAAAGAUGGGAAUAUCUUGGAAUAAGAAAUACAGAAAGCAGCAUGGGCCACUGAGAAAGUUCUUACAGCACCAUUCUCAGAUAUUUCUACUCAGUUCAGAUGAAAGUACAGUUAGUCUAUUGAAGAACUGUUGUCUCCAGGCUGAGUCUGAUUUCCAAAGCAAUGAUCAACAGAUUUUCAAGACACUUGCUUCAGAAUCCUUGGGAUUAAACAAUAGUAACUCCUGUCCUCACUGGUUUGAUAUAAAUGAUUCCAAAGUCCAACCAAUCAAGGAAAAGGAUAUUGAACAGCAAUUUCAGGGUAAAGAAAGUGCCUAUAUGUUGUUUUAUCGGAAAUCCCAGUUACAGAGACCCCCUGAAGCUCGAGCUAAUCCACGGUAUGGAGUUCCAUAUCAUUUGCUGAAUGAAAUGGAUGCAGCUAACAUUGAACUGAAAACAAAAAGGGCAGAAUGUGAUUCUGCAGACAAUAAUUUCGAAUUGCAUCUCCACCUGGGCCCUCAAUAUCAUUUCUUCAAUGGGGCUCUGCACCCAGUAGUCUCUCAAACAGAAAGCGUGUGGGAGUUGACUUUUGAUAAAAGAAAAACUUUAGGAGAUCUCCGACAAUCAAUAUUUCAGCUGUUAGAAUUUUGGGAAGGAGAUAUGGUUCUUAGUGUUGCAAAGCUUGUACCUGCAGGACUUCACAUUUACCAGACACUCAAAGAUUGGGGGUCUGUGUGCAGUGCCUGUGGGAAUUCAGAAGGGAGUGAGCUGAGUAGCUGUACUGAGUUAGGGAAUGGAGGUGGUUUGGAGGUUGGUGGAGUCCAGAUUCAAACUGGUAUUGACUGCGAACCUCUGCUUUUAAAUGUUCUUCAUCUAGACACAAGCAGUGAAGGAGAAAAGUGUCAGCAGGUGAUAGAAUCUCCACACGUCUUUCCGUCUAAUGCAGAAGUGGGCACUGUCCUCACAGCCUUAACAAUCCCAGCAGGUGUUGUCUUCAUAAACAGUGGUGAGUGUGCGGGUGAGGAGAGCUGGACUGCCAUUCCCAAGGAAGACAUGAAGAAAACGUUCAGAGAACAAGGUCUCAGAAACGGAAGCUCGGUUUUAAUUCAGGAUUCUAAUAAUGAAGAUAACAGUUUGUUCACCAAACACGGGAAAUGGACUAGUAUAAAUAAGGUCGACUGGCUCCAAGUUAAAAAUUUAUGCCAAUUAGAAUCUGAAAAGAAGCAAGUUAAAGUAUCAGCAACUAGUAACACAGUGGUGUUUGAUAUUCGAAUUAAAGCCAUAAAGGAAUUAAAAUUAAUGAAGGAACUAGCUGAGAACAGCUGUUUGAGACCUAUUGAUAGAAACGGGAAGCUGCUUUGCCCAGUACCAGACUGUUAUACUUUGAAGGAAGCAGAAUUGAAGAUGGGGAGUUCAUUGGGCCUGUGUCUUGGAAAAGCACCAACUUCCUCUCAGCUAUUCCUGUUUUUCGCAAUGGGGAGUGAUGUUCAACCUGGUACAGAGAUGGAGAUCAUAGUAGAAGAAACAGUAUCUGUGAGAGAUUGUUUAAAGAUAAUGCUGGAGAAAUCUGGCCUGCCAGAAGUCAUAAGUGACAAAAAAGAAUUUCUAUAUUCCCAGGAUGCAACACUGAAAGAGCUUAUGAUAUCUUCUGGAGAUACUUUGCUUUUAAUGGAAGGAAAACUUCCUCCUCUGGGUUUCUUGAAGGUGCCCAUCUGGUGGUACCAGCCGCGGGGUCCCUCAGGACACUGGGAGAGCCAUCAGGACCACACCAACUGUAUCCCUUCUCAAGGCAGGGUGUGGAGAGCUGCUUCCACCCAAGGUGCUCCUGGGAACGUGCCUGCGGAAGGUUCUGUCCUCUAUGUGGGAGACGUAGAGAUCUCAGAAGAUGCUGUGCUGGCGGAUCUGAAGACUCAGGCCAUGACGUUGCACCCUUUCCUGGAGUCUGGUGUUCCGUCCCCAGCCUUCCUCAGAGCCUGGACGGUGGAGAGUAAGCGCCCAGGCAGGCUUUUACGAACCAACCGGCAGCCGCUCAAGGAAUAUAAACUAGGACGGAGAACAGAGAUCUGCUUAGAGCCCCUUCAGAAAGAAGAAAACCUGGGCCCCCAGGACGUGCUGCUGAGGACACAGAUGCGCAUCCCAGGGGUGAGGGCCUACGCGCCGGCCGUGGACUUGGUGUGGGACACCGCCCGAGGCUGGACUGCCGGCUCCCUGAGGCAGAGGGUCGCCCAUUUCUAUUCUCUUCCUGUGGAGAAAACUGAAAUUGCCAAAUACUUCCCUGAAAAGUUCGAGUGGCUUCCAAUAUCUAGCUGGAACCAGCAAAUCACCAAGAGAAAAAAGAAGAAAAAGCAAGACAGUUUGCAAGGGGCACCUUAUUACCUGAAAGAUGGAGAUACUAUUGGUGUUAAGAAUCUCCUGGUUGAUGACGAUGACGAUUUCAGUACAAUCAGAGACGACACUGGAAAAGGAAAACAGCAACAACUCGCUCUGGGGAAGAAGGAAAGCCGAGAAGCCCUCCGCGUGCAGAGCAGUGGCCUCCUCUCCAGUGCAGACACACCUGGCCGGCCCCGAGGACAAGAAGCUUCUCUUUCGAUCCAUGUUGGGAGUUUCAGAUAGCUCUGGCCACAGCAGGCCUCCCGGGACACGGGGCCCAGGCUCUGCGCCCCAGCACGGCCAUCUGGUCGAUUCCACGAAAGCGAGUGUCGUCGGGUUGUGGAGGGACCAGCGGGUUCCUGUGGAGCCUCAGGUCCCAAACUCUGCUUCGUCACAAGCACAGGACAUCUCCUCUCGGGCCAGGCAGGUGCACUCGGUCGCUCAGCCCGCGACACGCGCCAAC
Messenger RNA from Propithecus coquereli (Coquerel's sifaka), 3944 nucleotides. It is a transcript of the gene USP40, whose product is annotated as ubiquitin specific peptidase 40. The transcript is spliced from 30 exons. The coding region runs from base 119 to 3724 and encodes 1201 amino acids. Gene Ontology annotation, cellular component: nucleus; cytosol. Gene Ontology annotation, molecular function: cysteine-type deubiquitinase activity; cysteine-type endopeptidase activity. Gene Ontology annotation, biological process: protein deubiquitination. The record is from RefSeq and is a predicted model, not a curated record. Lineage: Eukaryota; Metazoa; Chordata; Mammalia; Primates; Indriidae.